Messenger RNA from Lactuca saligna, 1299 nucleotides. The record is from the annotation of a GenBank genome assembly. NCBI's taxonomy places the organism in Eukaryota, Viridiplantae, Streptophyta, Magnoliopsida, Asterales, Asteraceae.
AUGGUCAAAUCCGAGAAUCAGUUUGUUAAAAUCAUGGAAUUAGAGCCUGGUAGUGCAAAAGACUCAAAUGGUUUUUUAUUUCCAGUGACAUCCUCCAGAAACGCAAAGUGGUGGUACUCAGCCUUUCACAAUUUCACCGACAUGGUUGGUGUCGGUGUCCUUAGUCUUCCUUACACCCUAUCUCAACUCGGAUGGGGCUUUGGAAUCAUAGUACUAGUCCUAUCCUGGGUGAUUACACUCUACACACUAUGGCAAAUGGUGGAAACGCACGAAAUGUCUCUUUUUCUUUUGCAGGUUAUACAAUUUAUUGACAAUGAUGCUGAGGGUAAGAGAAAGAUGUCUACUGCUAGAGUAGUUAAUGCUUUGAAAAAAAGAGAAAGUUCCUUCAAAGCAGAUUUAUGUGCAGUUGUUAAAUCAUUUAUGGAAACAAAUCCUUUGCUUCCCACAGAAAUGGUUGAGCAUCUGAAGACAGGCCUUGGUUCCCAAGGACAGAUAGCUCAUAUUGAAGAGAUUAAUUCUCGGAUAGCCAAUUUUGUAAAGAUUCCAGAUUAUCUUUCUGAAGGAACAAAAUCUGCAUUGAAAUGUUCAGGUCUUUUAAACUUGACACUUAAUAUGAACUGUUGUAAUUGCAUUACUGAUGCUGAUAUGAAGCCUCUCUCAGACCUAAGAAACUUGGAAGAAUUACAAAUCUCCAGCAGCAAGGUCACUGAUAAUGGUGUCACAUUCUUGAAAGGUUUACACAAGCUUGCAUUGCUGAAUAUAGAACGUUGCCCUAUUACUGCAGCAUGCCUAGAUUCACUUUCAGAUCUUGUUGCUCUACUUUUUCUGAAUACGUCUACUUAUACAGAAUUGAAGUCUCUAAAAGUGCUGAACUUGGGAUUCAAUGAUAUAUCAGAUGCUGUCUUGUCACACCUAAAAGGUUUGAUAAAUUUGGAGAGCUUGAAUCUGGAUUCAGUAAGCCAUUUUGAUAUUGAUUUUUCUAUUGAAUCAUUUCUACUUCCCAUUAAACCAAACCUCCAUCUACCUUCAAUCUUCUUGAUUAUCUCCGAAGAUCUUUCAGAUCCUGUUCGUUCACAUAAAGAUCUGGACAAAGAUUCAGCAUUGUAUUUUACAAACGUAGUUAAGUUUUAUGAAGAACUUGCAAAGCAAAUGGUUGGAGUUGCAGAAAUGAAGAUGAUUAUUGAAAGAACUGGUGGAAUCGUUGUUUUAGCUGAAAGUUUUGGUCAUUCGAUUUUUAAAGAUUCAUUCAAACAUGUUUUUGAGAAAGGAGAAGAGUCUCUUGGUCUUGCUCAUAAGUGA